AGAUCGAAUCGAUUUUUGAAGGUCAUAUCUAGAUUUUCUACAUUUAAACAAAAGCCAUUUUAUUUGUGGUUAGUUGAGUGAUAUAUUAAAAAUAUAAGAAACUGUAUGAAAGCAUAUAAAUAUAUAGAAUAUUUAGGCUAAAAAUAACGCUCUGAAAAAUUAAUUGGAAUGGGACAUAUACAAAGCCAAUAUGCCGAAACGGCUACUAAGAAGUUUCCCCAUUACGAAACCUAUGCUAAAUGUCAAUCAGCAGCGUUUGUUUCUGGUAUGAUAUCUUUAGUAUGUGGAGUUUCUGGUAUAUAUGUUGCUCAAGAAAUUUUUAGAAAGUUUCAACCUAUGCCAACAAAAGCAAUCCUCUUUGCCCCUGUAUUAGGAGGGUCCGCACUUGGAUACAUUGUAACAAAGAGAAAAACAAAAGCUUGUCAAAAUAUGUGGAUAGCGUUGGAGGAAAAGAAUGAAUAGCACUAAUAAUUUAUAUAACCUUAUAAAUCGACAUCGUUCAUGAAAAAUAGAGUGUCUAACGCUUUCAUGUUUCGUUUAUGGUAAUAGAAGGGACUUUGUGAUGGAUCGAAAAAGCUACUCCCCCACUUUUACUUUUGUUCUAUUUACAAAAGAGAGAAAUUAACAAAUGUUCUAAGUUGUAUUGCGUAACAACAAUGAUCGUCGUACAAUAUAAAGAAUCGAAGGAAAAAAUAAUUAAUAAAUUUAAUUAGAAAGGCCGUUUAAAAAUUGUAAACAUCGUUGAUAUUGUUGAUAUUUCAAACCUUCGACUUUUCACACUAUAGAACGGUCCACUAAUAAGUUAAUUUUAGACCAUUCCAUCAGUGCCAAAAGUAAAAGAAUUUGAUUGAUAUUGUUAAUAGAGUACAUCUGUAGUAGAAGUUUUACAACUUGGUGGACCAUGGAUGAUUUACCUGCAAAUAAAAAGAAAAGCAAAAAUGUAGAUUGUGUAUUUUCAUAAUUAUCAAUUAGACUAGCUAAAAAUGUAAUUAUCUACAAUUAGUUCGUAACGACGCUUUUUAUUUUACAUCGAUUUUCUUCUGCCAAAUCGCAUGUAGGAAAUAUCACAAGUAGUUUUUAUCAUAUAGAAUUAUAUAUACUCUACUUAUUAAUUAUUCGUCAACGUUGGCG
Dimorphilus gyrociliatus is the source of this 1131-nucleotide messenger RNA. The record is from the annotation of a GenBank genome assembly. NCBI's taxonomy places the organism in Eukaryota, Metazoa, Annelida, Polychaeta, Dinophilidae.